Molecule: messenger RNA, 1047 nt
Organism: Salmo salar (Atlantic salmon)
Lineage: Eukaryota; Metazoa; Chordata; Actinopteri; Salmoniformes; Salmonidae
Gene: svbp
Product: small vasohibin binding protein
Biological process (GO): negative regulation of protein ubiquitination; protein secretion
Cellular component (GO): apical part of cell
Source: RefSeq, marked provisional
ACACCUCAGUGUUUCAACAGGCGACUGUUGUUGUCUGCACUUUCUGUGUUGACAAUCUGAGCUCUUAUUGAACGUUGAGUUGAUCGAGUCGUUGUGCUGUGGUGGCUGUCAGUCAGUAACCAUGGAGCCCACCUGUCGCAAAGACAAAGCGAAGUUGAACUCCACUCCUACUCGCGGCGACAGGGCCAAGCAGAAAUCCGCCCAGCAGGAACUGAAACAACGACAACGGGCAGAGAUCUACGCCCUGAAUAAGGUGAUGACAGAGCUGGAGCAGCAGCAGUUUGAGGCCUUCUGUAAGCAGAUGCAGUCCCAGGGAGAGUGACUGACAACCUCCCAAUGGCAGCCCAGGACCAUAAACCCUAACCUUCAGCAGCCCUGUCCCACAGUUCAACUACAGUCUUAACCAGUAAAACAAGAGUAUUUCUUACAUAUCAUACAGACAUGUUGAACUGUGGCUAUUGCUGAGCGAUUAACCGAGGGGUCAGUUAUUUUACGUUUUUUUAAACAACAAAUUGACCUACUUGGGUUCAAUUAUUUGAAUUCUAUUUUUUUUGGUUUUCUGUGCCCAUUGCACAGUUUCUCUAGAGAUAAAUCAGAUCCUGCUUGAACUGUGCAAUGUAGUAGGGAGUUGUAGUUUCCAAAAGGCCAAUAUUCUACUUAACGUAAUUAACUACAAUGACCAUUAUCCAUUGCACAUUUACUUGUACGGUCUUUCUUUUACGCCUGCUACAGAAGAGGCAGAAGAAUGCACAAUCAUUAGGGGGAUAUAGAGAGCAGUUGUUACUUCCUGAGGUAUCUCUACCUGAAAAUAAAUGAUCUAUUCUAAGUGAUUGAUAGUUGGUAUUCAGCAGUCAUAAAAGUAUGCCUUAUUUACUUUGAACUACAAAAUAGAGAUUUUGUCAGAAAGCAUAUGCAGCAGCUCUAUAGAGAUGAGCUGUUGACUUGGAAUGAAAUAAGUCAUAAAUCAAAUGUAAUAUACACAACUGAAAUUGUGAAUAAAUGGUUAAUAAGUGAUAAGCAGUAAUGAGCAGUCACUACCAUCAUGGG